GGCGGCUUUCAGUAACCAAACACCGCAACGCGACAGACUACUUCAUCUUUGCUGAAAACUGUAGUGUCAUUCAUUUUUACGUUUAUUCAUCGAUUACAUUUUAAGACUAAACUAAAUACAAUGAUGGCUCUAUUGGGAGACAAUGGGAAAGGGCAUUUGCCUGAUUACGAAGUGCAAGGAGCAAGAACAGUGAGCUUCACUCCGUAUGCCGACAACGGAGGGAGCGUAGUGGCUCUUGCAGGAGAUGACUUCUGUGUCAUUGCUGCAGAUACACGUCUCAGCACUGGAUUUUCGAUUUAUACUCGGCAACAGGACAAGUUAUUCUCAUUAUCAAAAUCCACCAUUCUAGGAUGUUCUGGUUGUUGGUGCGAUACAUUAACUUUGACUCGCCUCUUGUCCGCUCGUAUGCAGAUGUACAAGCAUGAACAUCAAAAAGAAAUGUCGACUCCAGCAACUGCACAGAUGCUUUCAACAAUGCUGUACUAUAAAAGAUUCUUUCCAUACUAUGUCAGUAACAUACUUGCUGGGUUAGAUGAAAAUGGAAAAGGAUGUAUAUAUAGUUAUGAUCCGAUUGGACAUUGCGAAAAGACUACAUACAGGGCUGGUGGCUCAGCUGGUGCCCUCUUGCAACCACUUCUCGAUAAUCAGAUUGGAUACAAGAACCAAGAAGGAGUCACACCUGCAACCUUAACUCAGGAAAAAGCUGUGGCAAUCCUAAAGGAUGUUUUUACUUCUGCAGCCGAGAGAGAUAUAUACACAGGUGAUGGAAUAACCAUCAAAAUUAUUACUAAAGAUGGAAUACAAGAUACUAGUUUUGCACUGAGAAAAGAUUAAUGGGUAAAAAAAAAUAUGGAAUCUAUGCAAAUAAAGUUAAUCGAGUAUAUUAAAAAAUUUGCCAUUGCAAUUUUCCUCUCGAUUAUUCUUUGGAGGCAGCACUGAGAAAAAGACAUGUAUUUAUAUUGAAUAUAAGGAUCGUCCGAAAGGAUGGAACAUGCUUGUAUACAUGGGAAUGUAAGUGAUACAAAUACACAGUGUUGUCUCAAGAUAGACAUUCUCUUUAUAUUCUACUUUUCAUAUAUAUGAAUAUAUUUCGUCUUUGUAUUUAAAAAAAUUGUUUUUAAUUAUCCCUGCGUACUUCUUCGUACAAUGGUGUUCAAUGAACAAAUGUUGGGUAUACUUUAUCAUAAAUUAAGAAUUUUAUUUUACCACUCAAGCAUAUUUUUCUCUUAAUAGUAGCAUUAGUAAUGUACAUUUGAAAGUCUGUAACGAAGGUAACUCUGUAAUCUUUUCUUAAUAUUAUGGUUUGUUACACCUGUA
Messenger RNA from Dinoponera quadriceps, 1317 nucleotides. RefSeq names its product proteasome subunit beta type-1 (gene Prosbeta6). NCBI's taxonomy places the organism in Eukaryota, Metazoa, Arthropoda, Insecta, Hymenoptera, Formicidae. The transcript has 4 exons. The record is from RefSeq and is a predicted model, not a curated record. Gene Ontology annotation, cellular component: proteasome core complex. Bases 121 to 834 code for a protein of 237 amino acids.